AUGGCUACCUCCGCCACUCACGAUGAUAGCGCCGGAGGGCUGAAGUCGGCUUUCGCGUCCAUUCACGCCCUCCCUACUGAGCUAUUAAGUCAAGUCUUCGAGUACGCACAAGAGUGCACAAGAGACGACCAUACCACUGCAACCCCCAGACCAGCCCAUGUGUGGCUCACCGCCCGCCUAGUCUGUAAGACCUGGCGGCAGGCCAUGGAUAACCACCAUCGCCUCUGGGCAACAAUCGACGUCUACGGCUCGAGGCAUUCGUUGGACUGGGUGAGACUCUGUCUUGCUAACUCCGGCUCGGUGGACCUGGAUGUGCGCUUCCACGCUCCCGAGCGCAUGCCUCCGGCGUGUGGCGCGCUGUUCCUGCAUACAGGACGCAUCCGGUCGAUCGCGGUAUACCAGGAAGACACUGUCGCUGCACUGGGUGACCUGCAGGGACUGUUUGACCGCACCCUACCGAAGCUGACACAGUUGAUUCUCAUCAGCGAAUGGCACAGUGAUGCAUAUCCGCGCUUUGUACUCACCGAACUCCUCGACAUCCGCCCCGACCGCGUCCCCGCCCUCCGCGCCCUCCACAUGAACGGCGUAUUCCUCCCGUGGACCUCCGCCCUCCUGCCGAACCUGCGGGUCCUGACCUGUCACGGCUGGUCGCUGGAUCACAACACAAUGGACGACGCCCUCGACGUCGCCCUCCCCCGCUUCCUCGCCAUCCUCUCCGCCUGCCAGUCGCUCGAGCACCUCUCCAUCAACGUCAACUCCGCCAAGCCGCACAUCCUCAACGCGAACGAUUCCCGGCUGGAUGGCCCGAUCCCGACGGCCGCGCUCCCGAACCUCCGCACCUUCGACCUCACAUGUUGUGUGGACGACGCGGACAUCCUCUUCGACGUCCUCUCGCACGUCCGCUUCUCCGAGCGCUGCGCGAUCGCCCUCCGCUGCGGCACGCACUGUCGCGAGGCGGGCCGCGUCGGCGAAAUGUUCCCCAACGACCCGGACAACUACCCCAUCUUGCGCACCGCGGUGGACGCGACCUGGCACGGCCCCGCGGGCUUCAGCUGCAAGGCCCCCGGCACCGGGGGCGGGUCCGGCGGCGAGCUCGUCGUCGACGUCGACUGUGAUACCUGCUGGGCGCGGAGGCACCGCGCCGACCCCUACCCGGUGCUCGCCGAGUUUUGCGCGUACCUUGAGCGUGCCCCGCUGACGACGUUGGCCAUCGAGUGGCCGGUCAAGCAAGGAGCAUACGCGGACGUCUUCCGGACGUUCCCCGCCCUCGAGCACCUGACGGUCGACUUCGGGCGGGAUUCGGCCCUGAAGAAGAUCCGCAAACUCCUGCGCGCCCUGAAGGAGGGCGCGACCUCGUCCUCCUCCGAGGGCGUGGUGCUUCCGGACUUGCGCACCUUGCGGCUUGACAAAGUCGGCCCUCUCGAGGAGGUCCCUCAGGCUCCCCAGGACUUGCAUGGCUCGCAGGCUCCUCAGGUCGGUCGUUGCGAGAAGAUCCAACAUAUCCUUUCAGAGUGCUUGCUCGCCCGCAUGGAGCGCGGUGCGAGAGGGCUUGCUUCCGAACGGUGUUGGAGACAGGGGCUAAAGCUGGACACGGUGAACGGCCACUUCGGGAUCGUCGUCAGCGGCUAUCGCUAUCGGCCGGUUAGAGCAACAACCCGCGCCCAGGUGGACGCCCUUCUUUCUGCACAUCACGAGGGCGCGCCGGGUGACGGGAUCGAUGUCUGA
Molecule: messenger RNA, 1725 nt
Organism: Dichomitus squalens LYAD-421 SS1
Lineage: Eukaryota; Fungi; Basidiomycota; Agaricomycetes; Polyporales; Polyporaceae
Exons: 2
Coding region: 1-1725 (574 amino acids)
Molecular function (GO): protein binding
Source: RefSeq, a predicted model, not a curated record